AGAGAUGGCCGAGCAAUGGGUUUCCACCGGAAAGCGAUUUUGUGAUAUUUGCAAGGUGUGGUUCGGCAACAACCGAGCAUCACAAGACCACCAUGACCGUGGAGAACGUCACAAGGCAAUGCUCCAACAAAGAAUCCGUGAAACAAUGCAAAAAGGCAAAAAACAGGAGCUCGCCGACAUGAAGCUCAACGGAACUCUGGCGAAAAUGGAGGCAGCCGCCGCGGCGUCUAUGGCUCGAAACGGAGAGGCAAUCGUUGCGGGACCCAGUUUACCUGCUACAGGCCUUCGAAUGAACAUUUUCGAUCCAUCAAAGCAUAAAGAUGUGGGAAGUAUGGCGAAAGAGAUGUCGUCGAGGCGAGAAGCCGCUGGAAAUGUGAAAAGAGGGGCUCAAAGUGCCGCCGUAGGAGCUCCAAAUGUGAAAAUCACCAAGGAUGAUGUGGUUUCUGCGUACAGAGAUUUAACAAAUCCAAAUGCAGCAGGUCCAGCUCUCCCGGAGCAUCUCGCCGUUGGUUAUAUGCCUGAAACUCAAGUACAAUGUGUUGAAAUUCAAUGGGUUCGAGCAAAAAAUCCCUCGGCUCCUCCAGGCCAUUAUUAUUGGAAUUUAUUCGAUAAUUCGACACGUUGGACAGCUCCGGCUCAUUUUUAUACGGAGCAACAGUAUGAGCAAAAAUGUGCAGAAUUUGAAGAGCAGAGAACGAAAAAUUAUUAUGGAAUGGAUGAAGUUCAGGCUGUUCGAAGUGGAAAAACCGACGUAGAAUCAUACAUAAAAGCUCAAAUCUCAAAAAGUGGGCUCUCGGAGCAAGUAGAAGCCAACCGGAAAGAGCAGAAUUAUGUGGAUAAACCAAAUAAUAAAUUCAAAAAAUUGACAAAAGAGGAGAAAAAAGCACAGUGGGAAGAGAGACGCAGACAAAAAGACACCGAGAGAGCAGAGGAUGAGGAGAGACGCAGAGAGGCAGAAGAAGACGAAGAUGUUUCAGAUGAAGAAAGUGAUGAAGAUGAAGAGGAAUUUGAGAUUAUUGGAACACCAGAACGUGAAGCCCUGGUGCUCCGCGAGCACUCAUCAACUCCGCCUCCCGAGGAGCUCCAAGAGCAGCUUGAAGAGCCCCCAAAAAUCCCAGAAAUUGGGCUCAUUGAGCCCCCAAAACCAUCAAUUCCAACAACACCUGGAGCACCAUUUGGAGCAUGGCAACGUGUCGAAAAAAGUGAAAAAACGACGGAAAUAUUCGAAUCUCCACUAACUGCACGAUUCCGUGAAGAAGAAGAAGAACGGAAGGAGGAAGAAGAGAAAAAGAGACAAGAAGAACCGAAAUUUGAAUUUGGAGAAAAAACUGCCAGUGUUAUGACGAAAAAGGUAAAAGGACCGAUCGAAUUCAAGAAAAAGACAGCAAAUCGGAAUAUUCGAAAACGAGAGGAAUAAUUUAAUUUUUUUUUUCUUGUCACUUAUUCCCUGUAAUAUCUGAAUACAUUAUUGAUUUUUCG
Caenorhabditis elegans is the source of this 1479-nucleotide messenger RNA. RefSeq names its product U1-type domain-containing protein (gene wbp-4). Bases 5 to 1417 code for a protein of 470 amino acids. The record is from RefSeq and is marked reviewed. Gene Ontology annotation, molecular function: nucleic acid binding; zinc ion binding. Gene Ontology annotation, biological process: mRNA splicing, via spliceosome. NCBI's taxonomy places the organism in Eukaryota, Metazoa, Nematoda, Chromadorea, Rhabditida, Rhabditidae. The transcript is spliced from 6 exons.